Parastagonospora nodorum SN15 is the source of this 1293-nucleotide messenger RNA. RefSeq lists its product as hypothetical. The record is from RefSeq and is a predicted model, not a curated record. Gene Ontology annotation, cellular component: plasma membrane; SNARE complex. Lineage: Eukaryota; Fungi; Ascomycota; Dothideomycetes; Pleosporales; Phaeosphaeriaceae. The transcript has 6 exons. Gene Ontology annotation, molecular function: SNAP receptor activity; syntaxin binding. Gene Ontology annotation, biological process: exocytosis; vesicle fusion. Bases 1 to 1221 code for a protein of 406 amino acids.
AUGGGCUUUCUAAGCAAGAAGAAGGGCGAGGAAGGCGAGGACAGCAACCGCUCUGCCCUCUUCGGUGGUAGGAAGAAGAAGGACAGCCCAGCGGCCCAAAACCCAUACGCUGCGCCCCCAGCGAACGACCCAUACGCCCAACAGGCACCUCCAGCCUACAGCGGUGGCAGCAGCAACUCUUCGUUCCGCCAAGAGAAGAGCCCCGCUGCGACAGGUCCCGGCCAAGCAUACGGAGGACAACAGCGACCUGCAGGCUACGGCUCCCAAGGAGGAAGCUAUGGCGCACAGUCAGGCUAUGGUGCCGACCGCUUCGGAGGUGCUCCUGCGCCAGCUGCGCGAGCCGGGGGAUAUGCCGACGCCGGUCGCAACGAGCUCUUCGGCAACGCUCCGACUCGACAUCAGGGACCUCCGCCCCAACAGUCGGGCGCAUACGGCCAGAGCGGUGCCUAUGGAGACAGUGGAGCCGGCGGCUAUGGGCAAUCUUCUGGCUCUGGUGGAUACGGAGCAUACGGCGAUCGCGAGCUGACGGCUGAGGAGCAGGAGGAGGAAGACAUUAGUGCGACUAAGAAUGAGAUCAAGUUCAUGAAGCAGCAGGAUGUGUCAAGCACGAGGAACGCUUUGAGGCUGGCGCAGCAGGCCGAGGAGACGGGUCGUGAUACUCUUGCUCGACUUGGCGCGCAGGGCGAGCGCAUUCAUAACACUGAACGCAACCUCGAUCUCGCGAGCACACAGAACAGACUCGCAGAGGAGAAGGCUCGUGAGCUGAAGACUCUCAACAAGUCCAUGUUCGCAAUGCACGUCUCCAAUCCCUUCACCGCAUCCUCCCGUCGCCAGGAACGUGAUGAUAAGAUCAUGGAAACCCACCGCCAGGAGCGCGAACAGCGCGAUGCCACGCGCAAAGCUGCCUGGGACUCCGCCGCGCGCAACGACGGCGCCACCCGCGGCCUACAGAACAUGAGCGCUGGCCAAAAGAAGAGCACGCUCGCGGACCGUGCCAAGUACCAAUUCGAAGCCGACUCGGAAGACGACGAGAUGGAGAACGAAAUCGAUGGCAACUUGGAUGCCCUCCACGGCGCAGCUAAACGUCUCCGCCACCUCGGCCAAGCUAUGGGCGAGGAGGUGGAUACACAGAACAAACACAUUGAUCGCAUCACGGGCAAGACUGACAAGGUGGAUGAUCAGAUUGCCAUGAACAGGGCGAGGUUGGAGAGGAUCAAGUAGGCGAUGAUAGUUGGCAACAUGCAUAGGCGUUUUUGGGUAAAUGAUUACAAUGAUUAUAGAGCUUUUGGUGCA